Molecule: messenger RNA, 615 nt
Organism: Mycena indigotica
Lineage: Eukaryota; Fungi; Basidiomycota; Agaricomycetes; Agaricales; Mycenaceae
Product: Protein kinase
Exons: 2
Coding region: 1-615 (204 amino acids)
Biological process (GO): protein phosphorylation; spliceosomal complex assembly; regulation of mRNA processing
Molecular function (GO): ATP binding; protein kinase activity
Source: RefSeq, a predicted model, not a curated record
AUGUCUAACUCCCUCUGCGAGCAUGAAAGAGAGUACGAAUCCGGUGGCUUGCACCCCGUCCACAUAGGCGACACCUUUGUAGACCGCUACCAGGUGAUCAACAAGCUGGGACAUGGCUACUCGUCCACCAUCUGGCUUGUUCACGACUCAACAACUGCAAAAUACGCUUCACUAAAGAUUCUUGAAGCUCGUAGAUCUGAGUCGCCGACAGAGCUUCAUGUUCUGAAACAUCUCGAAGCGACGUUCGAUGCAGAGGAAGAGGGAAGUAAACAUGUUGUUCGGAUGCUCGACCAUUUCAUGCAUCUAGGACCGAAUGGAGCCCAUCUGUGUAUCGUCCAGGAACUACUUGGGCCCAGCUUCGCGCUUGACAUCGAGUAUCACAAGGGUAUUGCCUACCUCCCCGAGAGCACGUCAGGUCGACUCGUUGGCCAACUUAUUCUCGCUGUCGCCUAUCUUCACAAACGCGGAAUUGCCCAUGGCGACCUCCAUUCCGGGAACCUUCUCCUGUGUCUACCCUCACCGCUGGACCCAGACAUAGAUUUCACUACAGUAGUCAGCCAUACUUGGGGCCUACCCUCCGAACCCUCCCCCACACAAACCACGGUAUCUCGUUGA